CCAUUCUGACCACUUCUUUUCGGGAGGUCUUCGCCCCUCCUGUCGCGCCAACGAAACGAAAGCCACGUCUACCCGUCCUGUCUCUCCGUCUGUCCGGUAUCCACACAACUCGGGAGGGUAGGAAGGGAAGGGAAUCUUUUUAUAUUUCGGGGGGAUGAAUAACGAACGACCUUUUCUUUUUCUUGUCUGGUCACUACUCCUGCUAGGAAAGGUAUAGAUAAGCAGUGUGUGUCUUGGGGGGAAACUAGUUGUUUUGUUUCGCUUUUUACCCAAAGCAUAUGUCAUUCCUCAUGAGAGAGUGUAUCGAGAAUUUGUCCGUUUGCAUCCGCUCCAGCACUUCUGACUACGAUAUGCUGUGUUUCGCCACUCCGCUCUCUUCCAUCUACGGUCCGAUUUUGAGGGGCAUCCACAUUGCAGCAGCGUCCAGACAUGACUUCGUCUUGAUCUGGGAGCUCAUCGGCCCGGUCGAAGAAUCCUUCCGCCCUCACCUACCUCACUCACUCCACAGCUCUCAUAACCUAGGCAUUUAUAUUUCCGGAUGCUGGAAAAGGCUAGGCCACGAUCGCAGAGGUAAAGCUACGAACAUAUUAAACGGGUGGGACGGAACGUUUGGAUGGCAACCGAAGGAAGAGGAUGGGAUGAAAGGCCGCGGUUGUCUCUGCGCCCUGGUCCCUUUCUGCCAUUGUGAGAACACCCUGAUGGAUACAAGAGCAAACAGCAUUGGACAGACCAGGACGGGAAAAAGAAGUACGAUAUCAAGUUUAAGACAUAAGUGUGGAGAAGACAGAACGGCUUGGCAGGCUCGGCUUUUUGGGACAGUUGCGUCUUGUUCUCAUGGGGCGAAAAGGUUGCUGUGGUCGAAAAAGAGGAGGCAGGCGGAUUAACGGAUAGGAGCGCGUGGGACUUUUUGUUGUCGGUUGAUUGAUUAGGCUCGUUGUACGGAAUUGAAUAGGUGGUGGUUUACGGUGACUUGAGAGCCAAAAGUGGUCCUAAGAUAUGAGUUGU
Neurospora tetraspora is the source of this 1005-nucleotide messenger RNA. RefSeq lists its product as uncharacterized. The transcript has a single exon. The record is from RefSeq and is a predicted model, not a curated record. Lineage: Eukaryota; Fungi; Ascomycota; Sordariomycetes; Sordariales; Sordariaceae. The coding region runs from base 279 to 884 and encodes 201 amino acids.